Exophiala bonariae is the source of this 2013-nucleotide messenger RNA. RefSeq lists its product as uncharacterized. The transcript has a single exon. The coding region runs from base 1 to 2013 and encodes 670 amino acids. The record is from RefSeq and is a predicted model, not a curated record. NCBI's taxonomy places the organism in Eukaryota, Fungi, Ascomycota, Eurotiomycetes, Chaetothyriales, Herpotrichiellaceae.
AUGGAAAGGUUCAGUAUCGUCGAAGCAAGCAUCGAAGAUCACCGACGGGCGCUUGUCGGUGGAACGACUACAAGCGUUGAACUUGUUGUGAGAUAUCUGAUUCGGAUCGCCACUUAUGACUUUCAGGGCGGCUUGCAUGCCUUCACCGUGAUGAAUGACAAAGUGCUGGAGGAAGCCCAAGCCUCUGAUCGGCGCCGCCAGUCAGGCUCAAGUCUUGGGCCACUAGAUGGAAUACCAUACACUCUGAAAGACAGCUACAAGUACGCCGGAUUAACCGUGAGCAAUGGUUCUCCGGCGCUUGAAGGAUUGAUGUCGAGUGAGGAUUCCUAUGUCGCAUCAAAACUACGCGAAGCCGGCGCGAUCAUGAUAGGAAAGACUAACAUGCCCCCAAUGGCAGCCGGGGGAAUGCAACGGGGUCUUUAUGGUAGGGCCGAAAGCCCCUACAAUGCUGAAUUCCUCACCGCGGCCUUCUCUUCAGGCUCAUCAAAUGGCGCCGCUACUUCAACCACAGCGAGCUUUGCGGCCUUUGGAAUGGCUUCUGAAACUGUCUCCUCCGGAAGGUCACCCGCAUCCAAUAACGCUUUGGUUGCAUACACCCCUUCGAGAGGCAUUAUUUCUUGUGUCGGACUCUGGCCGCUUUACGUUACCUGCGAUGAUGCGGUCCCAUACGCACGCUCAGUGACGGACAUGCUGGCCUUGCUGAACGUAAUCACCAAACCUGACCCAUCAAGUGUUGGAGACUUUUGGAGAGAUCAACCACACGUCCAACUUCCCUCGAGCCAGAACAUUGACUAUACAAACUUACAAGAUAAAGCAUCACUAAAAAAUAAACGCAUUGCAGUUCCCAAACGAUACAUUGGGGGAACUGAUUCACACCCUAAUGCGAAAAGCACCACAGUGAGUCCCGAAGUCAUCAGCCUGUGGACACAGGCUCGUGCCGACCUUGAAGAGCUUGGUGCGACGGUAGUCGAGACCGACUUCCCCUUGGUUUCAAAUUACGAGGACGAUUCGAUUUCAAACGAGGCAAACAAUGUGGUUGGAGCACCAUCAUAUUGGAAUUCUACUGAGCGCGGUGUACUUAUCGCCAAGGUUUGGGAUGACUUCCUUAUUGCAAACAAGGACGGCAAGCUUAGCGACUUGACCAAGACGGAUGCAAGCCUACUGUUUCCCAAACCUCAAGACUACAUUCCAGAUCUUUUCGUUGAAAAGAAAAACCUUAUCAGCUACGAAGGCCUUCCAAACCUUGCACAGGCCAACAAGGAAACCUCCCUGUUUGACCUUCCUGGUUUAGAACAGGCACUCAAGGCUUUGGAAGCGCAGAGGAAACGGGAUCUAGAGCAAUGGAUGGAUGAACAUGGUUUUGAUGUUGUGGUGUUCCCAUCUGCGGCAGAUGUGGGCAAGGCUGACCUAGAGUUCAGUGUGGAGAGUGCUGAGCAUGCUUUACAGAAUGGUAUAAAGUAUUCAAACGGCAACAGAGCAAUCAGGCACUUGGGCGUCCCUACUGUCAGUGUCCCAAUGGGGACGAUGGCUCAGAAACAAAUGCCUGUCAAUUUGACAUUCGCUGGAAAGGCAUACACCGAUGAUAAGCUCCUUCAAUACGCUUACGCGUACGAGCAGAAGAGCCUCAAGCGUCGGCCUCCUCCACUAACUCCAGAGCUGUCAACGGAUAGUAUUUCCCGGAAUCCAUCCUUUCUAUCCGGUCUGCAGAAGGAGCAGAACCUCAAGAUAAGCGCCUCAGCGGAGAGGAGCGCCGUUGAUGGAAACACUGUCAUAGAGGUUUCAGGUAUCUUAUCGGGAGCGGUUACACCUAAAAGACUCCAGGUAUACUUGAACGGCAAGCCUUUGCCACCAGUAGAGUCAGGCAAUGGGCCGUGGGAAGUGUCCGGAACUUGCGACGACCCGAACAGAGUCCGGCUUUCCUAUCUCUUGAAGCCAAUGAGCACACCAAUCAUGGUGUUGGUUACCGUUUCCCACGAGGAUGCCAUCCUGGCUGCGGACAUUUCGUGGGUGUAG